This is a messenger RNA of Linum trigynum, 2933 nucleotides long. The record is from the annotation of a GenBank genome assembly. NCBI's taxonomy places the organism in Eukaryota, Viridiplantae, Streptophyta, Magnoliopsida, Malpighiales, Linaceae.
GCCGACGACUCAACCAAAAACCGAGCUCCCCACUGAAUUCCUCAGAAAAAGUAAAGAGAGGAAAAGAAAGAAAAGAGUUUCCAUUUCCAAUUCUCUCAAUCAGAUUGUCGACUUUUCCUUCAUCAUUUCUCCACCGACCAUUUCCCCUCUCUUCUUCUUCCUCCUUUCCUUCGGAUUCAGCUCAGGUAUUUUCCUCGCCCAAUUCUUCUGUGUCAGCGCGGGGAGUUCCUCUGCUCCUACUUAGGAAUCUUUUUUUCUUCUUCCAUUUUUACAGCUCUCAGUUGGUAAUGCAAUCCUUGACUUGAAGACACCCUACCUUUCUAUUGUUUAAGUGGUGGGGUUUCUAUUCUGGGUAGGUUUGUUUUGGUGAGAUCUUUUGUGGGUUGUGAUUAUCUGGGUUCUGGAUGGGUCUGUAAAGUUUGUUUCUUUGCUCUAUUUCGUUCUUCAAUUGUUUUGGAGGUUGGGAGUUUUUGGAUUUCCUUGUGCUUUUUGUAGUCAGUGCUCUGUCUGACUGCUGCCGACUGUUCGGUGCUUUUGUCGAUUAUUGGGUUUUUAGCUUGGAUCUAUCUAGAUAUGAGCUCUAAGUUGUUGAUUGAGGUUUAAAAGUUCAUUUUUUAAUACUUCAUAUUGGAGGAUUGUGUUAAUCGUUCUGAGGAUGUUGACUGUGUUUAGCUUUUGCAGAAUUCUGUUGAACUCUCGAGAGAAGAUGUCAGGAGGUGGAAGUCAGAACAGCUUGAGGAAGGCACUUGGAUCCAUUAAGGAUACCACCACUGUUUCAUUGGCUAAAAUCAAUAGCGAUUACAAGGAAUUGGAUAUUGCUAUAGUCAAAGCCACCAAUCAUGUUGAACGACCUGCAAAGGAGAAGCAUAUAAGAGCUGUUUUUGCUGCUAUUUCAGCUACCAGGCCUCGUGCUGAUGUUGCAUAUUGCAUCCAUGGUCUUGCCAGAAGGUUAUCAAAGACGCAUAAUUGGGCGGUCGCCUUGAAAACUUUGGUUGUCAUCCAUCGAGCAUUGAGAGAAGUAGAUCCUACAUUUCACGAGGAACUCAUCAACUAUGGCAGAAGCAGAAGUCAUAUGCUCAACAUGUCUCAUUUUAAAGAUGAUUCCAGCCCGAAUGCAUGGGAUUAUUCUGCUUGGCUUCGCACUUAUGCCUUGUUUUUGGAGGAGAGGCUGGAAUCUUUCCGGAUAUUGAAAUAUGAUAUUGAGACAGAUCGACCUAGGACCAAAGAUCUGGAAACUGCUGAACUACUGGAGCAAUUGCCAGCCUUGCAGCAGCUUCUUUUCCGUGUUCUUAACUGUCAGCCACAGGGAGCUGCAGUUAGUAACUUCAUCAUCCGCUUGGCACUCGCAAUGGUUGCUUCGGAAAGUGUCAAGAUCUAUCAAGCAAUAACAGAUGGAACAGCAAAUCUAGUUGACAAGUUUUUUGAGAUGCCACGUGCUGAUGCUGUGAAGGCUCUGGAAAUAUAUAGGAAAGCCUGUCAGCAGGCAGAGAGACUGUCGGAAUUCUAUGAGAUAUGUAAAAGCAUGGAUAUAGGGCGUGGUGAAAGGUUCAUUAAGAUUGAACAGCCUCCUGCAUCUUUCUUACAAACAAUGGAAGAGUAUGUUCGAGAUGCUCCACGUGUGUCAACUGUUCGCAAAGAUCAGGUUGUGGAUAAUAAACUUGAAGCACCGAAGGAAAUAUUAGCCAUAGAGUAUAAGAAGGAAAUUGAGGUGAAGGAGGAGGAGGAACAUUCGCCAUCACCUCCUCCUCCCGAACCAGUGAAAGAGGAGAAACCUCCCGUCGUUGCACCACCUGAUUUGCUGAACUUGGAUGAUCCUGCUACAGUUGCUUCUUCAGAACUUGAUGAGAGAAAUUCCCUUGCCCUGGCUAUUGUCCCAGUGGGCGACCAACAACCUGCCACUGCACCAACCCAAGCAAAUGGAACUGGUUGGGAACUAGCACUGGUUACAGCUCCAAGUUCAAAUGAAACUACCGCUGCUGCUAGCAAGCUGGGGGGAGGGCUAGAUAAACUCACAUUGGACAGCCUAUACGACGACGCAAUGAGAAGGAACAGUCAGCCCACAAGCUACAACCCUUGGGAAGCUGCUCCAAUGAGCGGUCCAGUGAUGCAAGCAGCCCCACACGAUCCUUUCUUCGCUUCCAACGGAGUAGCUGCAUCUCAUAACGUGCAAAUGGCGGCAAUGGCCAACCAACAACAGGCUCUCAUGUGGCAGCAGCAGCAACAACAGAUGAUGAUGAUGACCACCCCACAAUUCCAACAGCCUGCAAAUCCUUUCGCCAAUGCUUAUGGGGCUCCGGUCCAUCCCUAUGGUUCAGGUAUGCCGCCUCCCGUGCAAUCUUACCAACCAUAUCCAGGAUACCUUUGAGCUGGAGGAAAAUGCUUUUUGUAUAAAGAAUGCACACAGGGAAAGAAAGAUCAACAUCCACAGAACAAAUUUCCAAAAUUUUAUCCAUCCUUCCUUUGCAGACCAUCUCAGUCGCCUCGUGUAUCAUAUUGUUACGUAAUGUGCAGCAGCACGAGUCGUGCUUUAGAUCUGAUGAUUCUUCUGAUUAUUUUUAUGGCUAAACGAUGAUUAGAAAUAAUGUUUUUUGCCCAAAACUUUGCCUUGGAUGUUGGAGCAUAGCAGGCGAAUUUCUUGUAAUGUCAUUCAUUCUUUUAUUUUGGGUGAGCUGUUGUUAAUUCCCAGUUAGACGGUAGAAAGAAACCCUAAACCCACCACCAUUUGUAAGAUCUGUGAUUAUAUAUCAACCCCAUUUUUACACAUUGAAGAGACAUUUGAGUUUGAUUGCAAAGUUCAAGUUGAUAUAGUUGUGUCAACUGUCAAGGCUUUAUACCUUUGGCACCUAAUCUUAUGUUUUUUUGGGGGGUAUUUUGGCACACUCUACUCUUCUUAACAUAAUUUCAUAUUCCAACAAUAUAUAUUAGAUUUUUUA